AUGGUUGCGUACACUGAUUUCUUAACCAACGAUAAGUUGGAUAACUACGAAGAUCCUGUCAAGUUCAGUGAGUACUUGCCAAAGUUGGAGGCGUACAGAAAAAAGUUGGUGGAGAACAUUUUGCCCGAGUACUCGACUGAAUUACCUGCAUCUACUUCGGAAUUGGCCGAUCAACAAUUCAAUGCCGUCAAGUACUUGAGGGAAAAGAAACUCUUGUCUCCUCAGGAGUUUGAAAUUACUGAUUCCUCGGCUUCUUCCAUUGUCAAAAAAAUUGCGCUGGGUGAAUGGACGUCUGUGGAUGUUUUCAAAGCCUUUGCCAAAAGAGCCACAAUUGCCCAUCAAUUUACCAAUUGUGCCUUGGAUCUCUUCCCACAAGAAGGUUUAGAAAGAGCUCAAUACUUGGAUGAGUACUUCACCAAGAACGGAAAGACUAUUGGACCAUUGCACGGUCUCCCUGUAUCCUUGAAGGAACAGAUUGACUACAAAGGCAAGAUUACUCAUGCUAGUUAUGUGUCGAUGAUUGAUAAUAUUCCAGAAAAGCACGGUGUCACUGCUCAAGUCUUGGAAGACUUGGGCGCCGUUUUCUUUGUCAGAACCAACCAGCCUCAGACCAUGAUGCACUUGUGCUCAAAUAAUAACUUUAUUGGCAUUACGAAGUGUCCUUACAACUUGGCGUUGACCGCCGGAGGCUCUUCUUCUGGAGAAGGUGCUAUUGUUUCCUUUGGUGGAACUCCAUGUGGUAUUGGUUCCGACAUUGGUGGUUCCAUUCGUGGCCCAGCAGCAUUUUCGGGCUGUUUUGGUUUACGUCCAACCACCAAUAGAAUUUCCAAGAACGGUGGUGUUUCUGGUGGUGCGGGUCAGGAAUCUGUACCAGCAGUGGAAGGCCCCUUGACCAGAUCUGUCGAUGAUAUUGACUUGCUUAUGGACGCUUACAUCAAUCACGGAAAACCAUGGACUACGGACUGUACCUUGGUUCCGCUUCCAUGGAGAAGUGUCGAAAAGCCAAAACCAGAGUCCUUGAAAGUGGCGAUCAUGUACGACGAUGGCAUUGUUAAGCCAACACCACCAAUUGCUAGAGGAUUGAAGGAAAUUGAGAAGAAGUUGAAAGAGGCAGGUGUGACUGUGGUGGAAUUCAAGCCUAUUGACACUGUUUUGGCCCGUGAAACUGUCCACAAGAUGUACAACUGUGAUGGAAACUACAUGCAAAGAAAGAUGUUGUCUGCCUCGGGAGAGCCAUUAUGCAAAUUGACCAAAUGGUCGAUGAACUUUGGAGACGGUUCCAAGAUGUACAAUGUGGCUGAGAACAGACAAUUGAACAUCAUUAGAGAUCAAUUGAAGCAUGCUUACGCCCAGUGGAUGAAUGAGAACAAGGUGGAUUUCCUCAUCAGCCCAACUUACAGCAAUGUUGCUCCAAGACCAGAAGAAAUUUACAAUUGGUCUUACACCUCCUUGUUCAACAUUCUUGACUAUCCAACUUUGACUAUUCAGACAGGUUUGUUUCAAGACCCAGAAUUGGACAAGUGGGAUGAAUCGCAUGCAUCUUAUAAGUACAGAUCACCAUUGGAAGAGCUUGAGCUUCUGAAUUACGAUCCUUCCAAGUUUGUUGGUGCCCCUAUUGGUUUCCAACUCACAGGAAGAAGAUUUGAGGACGAGAAGGUUGUUGCUGCAGGAAAGACCUUGGUUGAUGUUUUGGGUGUUGACUUGUUCAACUUGUAUAAGUAA
Clavispora lusitaniae ATCC 42720 is the source of this 1722-nucleotide messenger RNA. RefSeq lists its product as uncharacterized. The record is from RefSeq and is a predicted model, not a curated record. Lineage: Eukaryota; Fungi; Ascomycota; Pichiomycetes; Serinales; Metschnikowiaceae.